AAUCUUACCUAAGUCAAUCGUAAAGUUAAGAUCCAAAGUCUAAGUUGCUCAUGACCAACUUAGGAUCGCUAAAAUCAAUCGUAGAGAGACCAAAAUGGCGACUUUCAUUAUUGUAUGUGAAGAAGAAGAGCGAGCUUUACACCGUGAGCGAGUUUUCCGAGACCGCUCACAGAUUCUAGACACAUCAUCGGAUGACGUGCUUGUGGCGAGGUAUAGAAUGCCUCGUCACGCCUUGUUCAUGCUGAUUAACAAGGUUCAGCCACACAUUAUGCCAGAUACUAAGCGUUCACACGCACUUUCCCCUGAAACCAAGGUGUUGACUACCCUAAGAUUUCUCGGGAAGGGUGGAUUUCUUGUUGAACUGGGAGAUCUUAAUGGUAUAUCCAAGUCAAGCGUAUCUAGGCUGCUCCGUCCAACCAUUCAGGCUAUAUGUGAUGCGUUGGAUAAUAUUUCCUUCGACCAGACACGGGGGAGUAUCAUCAGGACAAAGAGUGAUUUUUUCAAACUCGCAGGAUUUCCUAAGGUGAUUGGUGCCAUUGAUGGGACUUUGAUCCCGAUUGCGAAGCCCCCUGCUGACGAAGAGGCUGCUUUUGUGUGCAGAAAAGGCUUCCAUGCCAUUAAUGUGCAGGCAGUAUGCGAUGCAUCCCUCAGAUUUACUAAUGUUGUGGCAAGAUGGCCAGGAUCUGCGCAUGAUUCCUCCAUUCUAAACAACAGUAUCAUUGGACAAACAUUCCAACAUGAUUGCCCAGACGGUUUUCUCCUUGGAGAUUCAGGGUACAGUAAUGUUAGUUAUCGACCAUGGUUGUUGACCCCGGCAGAUCCAAGCACCCCGGCUCAGCAGAGAUACCAAUCAGCACACUGCAAGACAAGAAAUGUGGUGAGGGCUUUUGGUGUCCUGAAAUCACGAUUCAGGUGUUUGCACAAAAGCACUGGAUACCUGCCCUUCUCUACCAAGAAAUGCUGCAAAACCUGCGCCUACCCCAACCCAGAACCCAUGGAGGAAGACAACACAGAUGACCCCUACCAAGGAGCGGUCAAUGACGGCCACCAAGUCCGACAACACCUCAUUGAUCAUUUUUCACAGCAUGAACAUGGUGAUAAGUAG
Messenger RNA from Haliotis rubra (blacklip abalone), 1105 nucleotides. Its product is annotated as putative nuclease HARBI1. The record is from RefSeq and is a predicted model, not a curated record. NCBI's taxonomy places the organism in Eukaryota, Metazoa, Mollusca, Gastropoda, Lepetellida, Haliotidae.